CCCAGUCUUUCUCAUCGCUCUUCGAUACCACCGGGCGCGCGGCUCACGAUGAGCAGCAGCGACGACCCGUCGACCGGGUAUGGGUACGGCUAUGGGACUGCUACGUUCACAGAUGUAUCACCAACGCGGGGUGGGUCGACGAACGGCUACACCACCGACACGCGGGACGAUUACACCGAUACCGACACGCACACGCAAACGUAUACCUAUACCACGCAAACCGACAACAACUACACCACUACCGACAACUACACGCACGGGGACCGGGAGGAAGAGUAUACCGACAGCGACUCGCUCGAGGAAGUCGAGGCGACGCUGCAGCAUUCUGAUGAGGAGUACGACGAGAACACGGCACCGUGGGUUCAGCACCGACGCGCAGCAACCUCCCCGUCGGGGUCGUACACGGGGACAGGAUCGUACACGGGUACUGGGACGGGGUAUACGGGUUCCCCGUCGUUUGCAAACUUGCCAUCAUUCAAUCUUGGGCUGGGGCUUGGGAUGGGCUCUAGCUCGCACUCGUACACCACUCCUUCAUACACAACAUACACCUCAGACUCAUACUCGGACACAAUCGCCUCACCUCCGUAUGCGCACCCCGCACGCCUCAGCAGGAUCACGGAGCGCAGUGAAGAAGCCACAGGAUCCCGACCCAACUCAUACGGUCUUCCUCUUCCCGCGCGCCAUUCGCGGGCGUCGUCGGAUCCGGGGGCGGAACUACCACCACGAGGCAGAGCUAACGAGCUGAUAGCCGUGUAUGAGAAUCAGCCAAUGAGGAGUGUGUCUCCGUUCACGACUUCUGCGGGGCCUGGCACGGAGACGACCACCCACGCAGGUGGGUUUUACAGCACGUAUGGGUCGCGACCAGCGUCGCCAACGAAGAGCUCGAGGUUGGGUUCGAAUUCCUCUGGUGAGCAGAUUUUAUGCUCAAGUGUCCAAUCUGAUAAAAAUGAUUCAGUCACUAACACGAACACGAACACCACUACGGUGACGAACAGUCGUCCGUCGAUGGGGACGAUUUUGUCGGCCGGUCCGAUGAGCCCUACGACGCGAUCAUAUUCACCGACGAGGAGCUAUACGCCGUCCAAUACGUCGUUCACGCCUUCGCACACCGUCACGUCGUACACUCAGAGCGGGACGCGGACUUACACACCCACUGCAACCUACACAACGACGUCUGGGUCCACGACACCGCCUUUGCGGCGCCCGACGCAAGGCACCAGUCCCCGUUCGCCGCUCGCAUCCGUGCGCAACAUUGUGGCUGCGUGGAAAGAACGCGGGUCGCCAACAAAAAGCCCGGCAGUGCGCAAGACGUCUUCCUCACCAUCCGCCUCCUCUGCCUCGUCAGCGGCUCCCUCAGAAAGACGGGAACGGGAGCGCGAGCUGCCGCCCUUGCCUGUCGAGGCCGAGCUGGAUCUAUUUGAGAUGCGCAGAAGGGCACGGCCGGAAGAUACCGCGUCCCUCCGUAGUGCCAACAGCGUGCGCAGUGGGAAUGGGCUGGGAAUGACCCCGAGCGAAUUAGGGUCGUACACCCAGACCAACGAGCCUCCCCUGCACAUUGGCUCACUUUGGUUCCUCAAUGUUCAUACAGAACCGCCGUACCGCUGGCAGCGAUGUCGCGCGUUACUGUACCCGCAUCUGCUACUUCUCUCUUGGAUCGCACCGGGCGGAGGACGCGGUAUUGUGGGAUUGGACCUCAUUAACUGCAAAACGGUGAACAGUUCGACAAGCUUGGGGAAUCCUAGCGCAAGAGACGACGUGGGCAGUGUCGCUGCGCGACUGCAGAGCGAAACGGGCGAACCCGGUGUGGACACGCUAGUUGAUCUCCUAGUGCCAUUCCAGAUGACCUACGAUGAUGGAACCGAGAGGCUGGCGGCAGAGAGUCUGGUAGAAAGACAAAGAUGGGUGAACAGAAUCUGGGAAGCGAUUCACCGCCCGCCAGUUGGCCUAAGCGAUGACAACGACGACGCGCAAUCGACUUCGCAACACUCGCUAGCCCGGUCCGAGAGCAUCCGCACGAUUUUGUCGAUCUCCUCCGCGUCAUCGGCGUCGUCGACAUCGAGCGGCAGCCGCAACACGGUCUUCGUCCCGCCGUUAUCCGAGGUACCUGAUGUGCCGUCGGAGACUGAAUCUGGGACGGGCACUGCGACCGCGAGCUGGACGCGGACGUUUACACCGAGCGAAGCCUGGACGCGGACGUUUGCGAGCCCCUCGACGGGCGUCAACACUAACCGGACAGGGGAUCUCUACGAGGACUACACGAGCUAUGUGCGCAGCUUGACAGAACAGGAAGGGGAGCUGGGCACUGCGACGUUCAGUUCUGCCAUUUCGUCCCGACCGCAGCAUACAGGCACAGUCGACGACAGUGUGAUCAGCGGGAGCUCGUACUUGUAUCCUGGAGAUCGACGUGUCAUCAGCGGCCGGCGGAGCGGUGCGCGAAGAGGAAGCAUGGGCGAGAUCGAGGAGAGUUUCCAAUCCAACUCUUCGGAGGAAGACGCGUACCAAAGCGCAAGCUCGUCUGCUAGCUCCCGGUCGGCGUCGUCAUAUACGAAUGCGCUGACGCACACGAACACCCACGCCAACGCUCAGAUCGGCCUUGGGCGCUUCGGUAGCUCUGUCGGCCUUGGGCUCCGGACUGGCUCGUCGUGGAGCCCUACUCGAACCGGGACGUUCAGUGGGACCGGGAGUGGCUCGAUCGGUACUGCGACGUUUGGGUAUUCGAUCGGGACGGGGUAUUCUGGAACUGCCAGCGGGUAUUCCGGGACUACGACCGGGUAUUCUGGGACAGCAACUGGAACCGGCUCGUACACGCAGACUGGAACGUCUUACACCCGAUCUGGGAGCUAUACAGGGUCGGGGUCGUACACACCCAGCUCCGGAUCCAGCUCGCCUACUCCGACGGCGUCGAGUCUAUUCAGGACGCGCGAGACGCGGCGUAGGCCGUUUGGUACUCGCGAGCUGCUCUCCGGGACUUCCUCGCCCGUGCCGUCAUCUGGAUCGGGGUCGGGAUCUGGUUCAGGAUCUUACACCAACACCAACUCGAACAGCUACACCCGCGAGUCUUACUCAUCCCAAUCAUUCUCUCGAGACUCACUCAUCUCGCCGUCUGCGUCCCGGGAUUCGUACACCAACACGCGCUCAUCGUACUCGUACUCAAGCUCAGAGGGCGGUGGGUCCAGCGGCUACACGCCUUCGUCUCACCGCGAUUCUGGCUCCGAUGUAGCUUCUGAUUUGGGCUCGGGAUCCGGAUCCGGGUCUGGAUCUGGAUCGCUUCCAACCCGCCAGAGUUCGAACCAGACUGGAUACGAUAUCUGCGAUUCGUCUGAUCUGACGGACAUGACUAUCACGGGGACGCCGCCGACUUAUUCCUCUGCGUCGUAUUCUUCAAGUUCGUCUUCUGGGUCGGAACAGCCUGCCUCUGGGGACGAAUACUUGUCUGCCUCAUCCGGGUCUGAAACGUAUGUGACCGCCUCUGGCUCGGAAUCGGGCUCGGAAUACGGCACUGCUACCAAGGCCCCGUCGUCUGCUGGGAGCGACUACAAGUCUCUUGACUCUGAGCCGGAAUCGGUAUCAGUGUACGCGACUGUGCCCGAGGCAAGCGAGAUCGGGAGUAUUCCGGACGAGGAUGUCGAGGAAGGGACGCCCAAGCCUGUCCGGGUCAUACCGCUCCCGGACGAUGACAUGAGUCGGGCUGGGGACGACCUGCAUCUCGACGUGGAGCUAGGCGAUGGCAAAACCAGUCUCAGCCGUGUCCCUAGUCUGGUCCCGACGAUUCGCAGCGAGGUGGAAGAACAGUACGGGUAUGACUACCCGCCGUUGCCCGAGAGCGAUCUGGAGUCGGAGUAUUCGGUCUAUCCGCCGUUGCCAGAAUCAGUGGUAAGCGACAAGGAGUCGGUCUACCCGCCGCUGCCCGAAUCGGAAGUCGAAUCAGAUGCGGAGACAGUCUAUCCUGCGCUGCCUGAAAGCGUCGCGAGCGAGCGCUCCUACCCAGCGCUACCGGAAAGUGUGGUCUCGGAAGACGAAGAAGAACAGUAUCCACCCCUGCCAGAGAGUGUCGUUUCGGAGGCCGAAGAGACGUAUCCGCCCCUUCCGCCGUCGUCUCUCGCUUCGUCUGAUAUCUCGGCUGUGUCGCCGAAUCGGACGGCGUCGCCGAGCACGGUAUUGUCGGCGCGGCCAUCUCUGCCGCCGAGCUCAGUGGUGUCGUCAGACUCUGACGACGGAAUCACCAGCGUUGCGACGCCGCUGUCUCUGGAACUAAGCAGCGUGUCGAGCGAGGGUGUGUCUGCGCCCAGUGCGAAUGAGUUCGAUGCGGCAACGACGAUGAGUGGAGGCUGGCCUUCGGGUGUUGAGAGCAGUGUUGAAAGCGACAGCCUGAGCGCGAGCAGUAUGUUGACGCCCUCUGUCGUGGCCUCUUCGCCUGCGCCUAGUCCUGUGCAGCUCCCCAUUCCGAUCCCGAUCCCGAUCCCGAUACUGGUCCCAGCUCCGGCUUCAGUGCCUCCAGCCCCAGCUUCACCUUCAGUUUCCCUCUCGACUCCAAUUCCAGUUCCCGUGCCCGAGCUUCCGAUCUCCACUUCCCCGAUUGCUCGAAGCGAGUCAAGCCACCACUUGUCUCCACUCUCUCGCGCCCUGUCGCGUGUGCGGUCCUGGGGCGCAGCGUCUUCGAGCGCAGGGAGUUAUGACUCCAGCUUCUUGGCGCCGUCCGUGUCGUCUGCCUCGGGGCUCGGGCUCGCGGAUCCGGCCGAGGCCGAGGUGAGCGGGGAGACAAGUUUCCUGCGGCCAAGUCUCGAUCUGGUCGACGACGCCGGCAGCGAGAGCAUGGACACGAUCCCACGCAGUAUCGUGUCCACGCUCCGGCCGAUGGGUGAUGUCGGUAGCGGGGUGAUGUUGGUCCCGAUGCCACCGACGCCUAGUGCGACAAGCGAGAGCGAGUUCUCGAGCGUUUCAACCCCGAGCUCAUUCACGUCGACAUCGUCUGGCGGUGGGCAGGUGCAGAUGAGUAUGGGAACCAGCAGCCGGCUCACUGAAAGUGAGAGUGAGAGCGAUGUGGAGACGGUGCCUUCGCCUCAGGUUGUUCCACCAUCCAGCUCGUCCUCGUCGAGUUCGUCGACGCCUUUCCCCCGGACACCGACUACGAUCUCCGGCAGCAUCAGCAUCACCACUCCCAGGGGCGACAUUCCGUCGUAUGGCUCACAGCUAUCGACCAUCCCAUCGUCGGGCGUGGCGAUUGUGGCUCCACCCGGACUCAGCCUCGACGACCUGGCCGACGAGAUGCGGCGCAUCGCAGCCGAACGCGGCGAGGAGAAUGCGGAAAUCGCCGAUGAGGUGAAGGCCCUCAGAGACGAAGUUCGUGGGCUGGGUGGGUAUCUGGCUGGCAGGCUCGAUGCGUUGGGACAUCCAAGGCUGGACGUUGAGUCCGAGGAAGAAGAGGAGGAGGUGGAAGAGCCUCUCCAAGAGGAAUACCCGCAGGAAGAUCGGGAAGCCACGCCGACGCCGACGCCGACAGCCACAGCAAAAGCUGCUCCGGUGAUCACCUACCUGCAGCCGCCACCGAUGGCGCCGCGAUACGCCCCGAGCACUGGCUCUAGUCUGGCGAGAUCUUCAAGCAAUGCGAGCAGCAUGUCGUUCUUGAGCUCGCAUUAUUCGGACGAAGGCAGCGAAUAUUCUGCAGCGGACUCGCCGUAUGGGCUGGAGAGACAGCUGGAAGCGGAUGAGGAGGAGGAAGAGGAUGAUGUCGUGGAGCGGGUGCUGCCCCCGCCCCGGUCGUCUCCAUCGUCUUCAUCGUCAUCGUCCAUGGCGCCAUCCUCGUCGGUAGUCUCGACCGUUUCCUCGACACAUACUGUCCGGCCCGGGCUGCCAGUUGACCUGUCGUUGUCGCCCGUGCAGCGCACCCUGGAUGACAUUAUUUCGCAGUUACGUGAUCUAGGAACGCAGCGGGGUUUGGAUGUAGGCGAUGGCGGCGAAGGACUCCGAAAUCUGGCUGAACAAAUCGGUGCGUUGCGAGAGGGCCAGGUCUCGACCAAUCACAUGCUGGAUUGGGUGCGAGAGAGAUUGAGCGGGCGGCGGGAGACCCCGCGGGAAGCAGUAGCCUCAGACCAUGAAGAAUCCGAUACGCCCGAUCGGCUGGCCCGCAUGGAGGACCUGUUGCAGGCGCUGGUUGACAGACCAAUGCCUACGCCGCAGCAACCAGUGGAAAUCACCUUCCCAGUUCCAGUGCCAGCUCCUGCCCCGGUUCCUUCCACUAUGCCAGCAGGCCCGCCAGCAUUAGAGCCCUCUGACCCCUCAUCGUCGGAUUCUUCGUCGACGGCCGGAUCGGACCGUUCGUGGCUCGAAGAUAUCCGCCGCUCGCUGAUGUCACUGCCAUCGCUGCCGUGGUCGCUGCUGCACACUCCCGUUCCGCUGCCGCCUUCGCGCGAUGCCAAUGGGCGCACGUUUGCGCAGCAACUUGAUGACUUGCUCUCGAGUAGUGUUCCUGUAGGCGCGGCCGGGCUCCCAGCUGCAUCAAUUGGAGCGGAACGCCCCCCGCCGCUGGUCCCGUUCGUGUAUACCCGCGGGGAGGUGCGUCGGGGUGCUCGACCGAGGAGCGAUAUCGUAGCCGAUAUUCCGGAGCUGCCGCCGAGGCGGCGGGCGGAAAGUGUCCCAUUGAUGGAUCUGCGGGAUAUGAUCCCGCCUCGUAUGGAUGCCUCCGCCCCGGCUGCACCAACGGCUCCACUGCCGCCUCCUGUUCAACCGCAAACACCAGCCGCUGGACCUGCUCUGGGAGAUGAGGGAGGCAGCAGCAGCAGCAGCGAACAGGAGAGUGACUUUGACCAGGAUGGCGGUGAUUUGGGGCCGGGGGGGCCGAUGGGGCCUGGACUAGGAUUCGGACCGCCAGGACCGGGACAAGGCCGGGGUCAGGGUCAGAGUCGAAUGCAUGAUUUCGGACCUGUGCCAGGGCCAGCUAUUGAUAUUCAUCGGCCGCCGACUGCGCCUGGUGAUCUGGGUGGUGAUCAGGAUCGUUGGUAUCAUGAACCGGGGCAUUACCGGCCAGUGGAUAUCCAACCCCCUCCGCCGCCGCCUCAGCGACCGCCGCCACCACCGCAGCAGCAACAGCCCCAAAGACCACAGCAGCCCGGGUUCCUUGAUGCGAUUUAUGGGCUUCCUGGUGUUGUUGACGAGGAUGGAAAUCCAGUCGAUAUGGCGACGUAUUUCAACGACCUAAUGGCCAUCCUGCGGGAAAAUCGCCUGGCGCAACUGGCGACGGUGGACCAGCAGCGAGAGCUGAUGCGGUACAUGCGGGGCCUGAACGAAUGGCUUGCACGGGAUGUGAAUGACCGGCAUGCGGAGCUGCGUGGUGUGAUCGCACGCGUUGAUGAGCUGAGAGCGGAGGUCAGGGCUCGGCCCCAAUUCGUUGUGCCACCUCAGCAGCAGCAGCCGAUGGGACCGCAGGACUUGGGUGGUCGGAUGGGACCUGGUGGGAUGGUUCCGCCGAGUAUGGGCCAAGGGCCGGUCAUCCCCCCAGCGCCCGGAGGUGCAGACACAGAGUCCUCCGAGGUGUCGGACGAUUCGGACGAGUCAAUGAGCGAACGGCGGCGGCCGUUUAUCCCGCCGCAGAUGCCUCAACCGCAGGUGGUUUUGGGCCAACAGCCCCAGUUUUAUCCAGGGCAACCGCAAGGACCUGGGUUCAUCCCGCCGGGGGCAUACCAAGUUCCCCCUGGAUUCGUUCCUCAACCCGGCCCGCCCGUCGUCCCACCAGAGGGAUUCGGUGGGACGCCAAUCAACCCUGCUCCGGUGGCCACAGUCCCCUUCAUCCCGCCCAAUAUGGGGCCUUUCGCACCGCAGCCGACGAUCGUGAUCAAUCCCGGCGGUGGGAUUGCGCCGCCGAUGCCGAUGCCGAUGCCCGGACAGGGAUUCAGCAUGCCGCCGCAGGAGUAUCGACCGUACGAAGCCCCGGCGCCUGGGCCUGUGACGCCGUUUGUGCCUCCGUCGCUGAUGGAUGGGGAGGAGCGAGAUGAGCGGGCGGGUCUGUAUGGGAUCGAUCCGACCCUUGUGCCGCACUACGAGGAGAGCGUGAGCGAGACGUCGAGCAGCAGCGAUGGGGACGGCCGGCCGCGGCGGCGGAGACGGCACGGGGAGGCAUCGGAAGGCAGCGGCAGUAGCAGCGGCAGUCCAGACACAGUGUUGAUGGUGCCUCCCCCCGUGGGGCCGAGUGGGCUCCAGGAGGGCAGUGUUGUGCAUCAGCAGCCAGCCUCGGCAGCCCCGCAGACGAUCAUCAUCAAUGCUGGGCCACAGGGAGCAGUGCCACCGACGCAGGUUCCCUUGCCUGGAAGCAGUGUUCCUGGCGUUGUUCUCCAGGCACCCACUCAGGCCCCGUCACACGCUCCUUCGCCGCCGCUCAUCGUCGUGAAUCCGUCCGGGCGCGGCCGCUCCCACUCGCGUUCGCCUUCGCUGCGGUACCGCGAUGACGCGCGGAGCCACGGCGGUCCGAGUCGGGGGGCCAGCUACCGCGACGGACGGGGGCGGAGGCACACGCGGUCACGAUCCCGGUCGCAGUCGCGGUCGUAUUCGGAGGACUCAGCGGACAGCUAUCGGCGGCGCCAGGAUGAGCGCCGUCGCCGGGAAGAUCGUCGCCGGCGUGAGCGACGUGAGCGGGAUGAUGGCUCGCGGUCGCGGUCGCGUUCACGGUCGCGUGAUACCCACCGAAGCCAUCGUACACCGCUGCAUUCGGCGGUUGGGUCCCAGCUUCCGCCACAGCCACAGCCACAGCUGCAGCCCCAGCCCACGGUGAUCAUCGAGCGCUCGCGGACGGGCAGCCCCGACCACGGGACGCAGACUGGGACGCCUGCGCCGGUGAUCAUCAAUGUGCCUGGUCAAUCUCAGGCGCCUCCGAUGUUCCCGAGUCAGGCGAUGUAUCCAGAGCCUCCCAUCCUCAUGGACCGGUCACGGUCACAUUCGCGGUCACGGUCACGAUCACGAUCGCCGACACGGACACGAACGCGCUCACAUUCGCCCCGACGCUCGCAGUCCGAUGGAUUUAGAGACUUUGCCAAUUCGGUCCGUGAUGAGAUUCGCGAGCUGCGCAACAUCCUGCAGCAACAGCACCAGCCGCAGCUGCAACAGGCGCCGCAGAUGUUCCCGCCUCAGAGCCAAGCGCCGAUCUUCAUGCCCGGGUCGUCAUCGAGCCACGGCCAUUCGACUCCCCCGCCGCAGGUCGUCGUGGCUCAACCGGCGCAUUCGGGCGAGCAUGCGCCGACGACCAUCGUGGUGCCGGCACCAGGACCGGCUGGAACAGGUGUGAUGUACCCCGGCACGGUUCCAGGCGGUGUUCCCCUCACUGGAAUGCCUGGUUAUCCGCACAGCGGCAUGCAUCUUCCCGGCCAACAGCCGAUUAUCGUCUCGCGCUCACGGAGCCGCUCGCAUUCGCCGUCGUCCCGGCACCGCUCGCGGUCGUCUCCGCGCACCCCGCACAUGCCGCCGGUGGUGGUGACGACGCACGACCGCCCUCUGAGCCCCCGGAGCCAUCGCACACAUACGCACACGCAUCCGCGUUCGCGCACGCCGUCGCCGCGCCGGCAGCACGAGUAUGACCGGCCGUACUCGCCGGGUGCGGGCUCGCGGCGCUACUCGCCGUCCCGACACGGAUCACAUGUGCGGCACCGGUCACGCGAGCGUGACUACGACCACGGGCGUGAUCACUCCCCUACGCGAGACCGCUCUCGCGAGCGCGAACAUGAGCGCGCCCACUCCCCUGUACGACUCAUAUCGCGGGAGCAUGAACAUGGCCGCGAUCAUUCCCCCACAAGACACCGAUCCCGUGAGCGCGAGCACGAACACGACCGUCCUCGAUCGCGAUCGCGCUCGCCGACCGACGUGGGCUAUGCCGAGGAAGAUUCCGAGCGCCGUCGCGAGCGCCGUGAGCGCCGGCGUGAUGAGAAGCGGCAUGCCGGACGCGUGGGUACGCUGCGCAGUCGAGGGGGCGGCCGGAGCCCGCCGUCGUCCGACUCGGAGUCUGAUCCGGAGAGCUACAUCCCGCACGAGCACAGCCCCCGUGAUUCAGCACGGAUAUCGCGCAGGACAUCAGAGGGACGUCCCCGUUCUGAAUUGGCUGAUCCCGUGCGCGACCCUCGGUACGGGAGCGUACGAUCUCGCUAUCCAGAUGAUGAUCGAUCUACUGUGGUCGUCCCCGUUCCGACGACCCAUGGUGGCGGUGCCCUGAGACCCGGCUCACCGCAUUCAGGAUAUCCUGGUUCUGGUAUUCCUGCUUUCGUGCGUGACGGGAGUCCCGCUCCACUCCCAGUCCUCGUUUCGCCCUCCGGCCAACCUGUCCAUUCGUACCCCAUUCCGACUCCGUCGAUUGCACAAGACCCACGCCUGGGCCAGCCAACACCCGUGCCCUACGAGGAUCCCCACCGCCCAGCUGUGCGCUACUACGACUCACAUGGGACCCCGAUCCCGAUGGAGUACGGGGACGAUGGCCAGGUCAUCUAUCCCAAAAAUCACCGCGGCCGCGUGUACGACCAUCAACGCAAUUUGAUGCGUCCCCCGACCGGUUACUCUAUUGGGAUGACCGACUUUGACGGCGCGUCGGCCCAUCAGUACGACUUUGGCCGCGAGACCCCUAGGCGACGGGAGUCCUCAUAUGUGGAGCCAGUGGAGGAGGUCGCCGAGGAAGAGGAAGAGCCGGAGCUGGAGGACGAGAGAGAUCCAGGCUUUGUUCCAUCCCGGGCGCCAUCUCGUGUUCCCUCGCGCGCGCCAUCGACUCGACCGCGACCGAUUGUCCCCAUUAUCAGGUCUCGCGACGAGCCGGGUCAAGUGGGUGUGGUUGAGCCUGUGGGCCCGCUGCCAGAAAAUCCACCGUCAUCCUUCGAUGAAGAGUCCAGAGACGAGGACGAAUCGACCUACAACGGCCCGGCUGAACAACCCGCAGUCCUCCCGCCGCUGGUGCUCCCGACCUCGCCCCCAGGUCGGCCGCUGCCGAUUCCCGAUCCCGGACAGACCCCUCGCCCGUUCUCGAGCUCGUCGUUCCCCGACGGGCGCGAGAUGGAGGCUGCCGCCGCAGAGGAGGAGCGCCUUGACCGCCUGCGGGAGAUGGAAACGCGUCUGGCCACUGCCGCAGAGCAUGCGGAGAACCUCGAGGACCAGCGCGAGUUCGACUUCCGGCAGCACGAGGAGGACCGGGAGGCCAAGUUCGCGGAAAGUCAGCGUCGGAGGGAUGAAGAGGCAAGAGAGCGCCUGGGGCAGCUGGUCGCCGAGGCAGGGAAUGUGCCUUACGGCGGCGCUGUGCCUGGUGGCGCCGGUUUCGGUGUCGGGCGCGCGCCCUCGGCUGCGUCGACACGCCCACCCCCGUCGGUACGCCCGGGGACGCGUCCGGGCUCGAUGUACGAUGUUCCUGGGGACGGCAUGGCGGUCCCAGACACGCAGUCGGUGCACGACGCACCGUCGAUGCGCGACUCGCAGUCGAUCCACGAAGCGACAGGCGAGGCGGUGUCAAUCCUGGCGACGACGAUCCGGGACACGAUCGACCUGGAGCGGGAGCAGAUGGCGGCUGAGCGGGCUGAGAUGGCGCGGAUGCGCGAGGAGCUGGAGAAGGAGCGCAACGAGGCGCAGGCGGCGCUGCUGGCGCACAAGGAGGCGCGCGUGGCGGACCUCGAGGCUGAGUUGAGGGCUCUGAAGGAGGAGAUCGAGAUCGGCCGCACGCAGCGGGAGACCGCGGAUGCCGAGGCGCAGGAACGCGAGCGCGCGGCGUUGAGCGAUAACGAGGCAGUCAGGGCCCAGUUGGGCGAUCUGACCAAUCUGGUGCAAAGCCAGUUUGAGGAGAAAAAGUCGAUGUAUGAGCAGAACCAGGUCGACAAAACGGCGCGCCGCGAGGCCAAGGAUCUCCAGAUAAUCGAGCUGCGGGAUAUGGUGCAGAAGAUCCACGAGGAUAUGGAGGAAGCACGGGAGAAAGAUACCACUCAGCCUGUGUUGGAGAAGAUCAUCGAAGACCUACGCGCGGCCAAUGCCGAACAGCGUGCACUGCUCACUUCACUGUCGGAGAGCUGGCGGACAGAUUGCACCCGGCAGCACGAAGAGACGCUCGAGGCGGUGCGCGCGACUGCUCGCGAGCAGGUCGAUUUCAACGUGCAAGGCUACCUGGACGAGUUCAGCAAGGCGCUCGCCUCGGAAGUCCGGAUGUUGCUUGGGGAAGUAGGAAAGCUCAGAGAGGAGCGUCGCGCGUUGCAGCACGAAAUGGGCUACCUGCUCUGCAUGAAGUCCAAGUACGGGCCUGGAGGCGAGUUCGAACCGGACUGGAAACCACCUACGCAGGGUGGUGGGGCACCGCCACCGCCCGAAGAGGCGCCGCCACCCCCGCCCAUGGACAUCCCCGCUGCUCGGCCCGGAUGGAGAACCGUACCGCAGGGUGGAGCGAGCCGGAAGCAGAGGAAGGCUGCCGCAGCUGCCGCUGCCGCCCAACAGCAGCCGCCGAUGCCCAUGUCGAUGCCCAUGCCGCCGCACCUCCACCACCAGCCUGGUCCGCCUCCGCCGAUGACGGGGCCCCCGCCACCCAUUGAUCCACGCCGGCAGGUGCAGAGCUGGGCGACCUGGCAACCGGACCCAGGUCUGCGUCCUACGCCGCCGUCGCACGAGGCGUCGCUGCUUGUUCCCGAACACAACGUUCCGAUGGGUUUGUUCGGGCCGAGGAGUUCGACCAGCUCGAGGAGAGGUUGAAUGAAAAUGACGAUCCACGAAUGAAUGAAGUUGUUACGAUCACGAUCUGCUUUCCUUUCUAUGCUUGUAACUCUGCAUGUGUCCAUCUCAUCUGUUGUUGUAUGCUUUCCCUUCAUCUAUCUAAUUUACGCAAAUAUUAUCUCACAUUCUUUCUGAUUCUGCGAAUGAUCACAUUUUCAUCA
Messenger RNA from Mycena citricolor, 12863 nucleotides. The record is from the annotation of a GenBank genome assembly. NCBI's taxonomy places the organism in Eukaryota, Fungi, Basidiomycota, Agaricomycetes, Agaricales, Mycenaceae.